Molecule: messenger RNA, 1266 nt
Organism: Helobdella robusta
Lineage: Eukaryota; Metazoa; Annelida; Clitellata; Rhynchobdellida; Glossiphoniidae
Exons: 6
Biological process (GO): xenobiotic metabolic process
Cellular component (GO): intracellular membrane-bounded organelle; cytoplasm
Molecular function (GO): oxidoreductase activity, acting on paired donors, with incorporation or reduction of molecular oxygen, reduced flavin or flavoprotein as one donor, and incorporation of one atom of oxygen; iron ion binding; heme binding
Source: RefSeq, a predicted model, not a curated record
CUCAUGGAAAAGUCAAAGUCACUUGGAAACGUUUUUGCAUUCUAUAUGGGCAACAGGUACGUGGUUGUUUUGAAUGGAAGGAAAGUUUUACACGAGGCAUUGGUUAAACAUUCAAUAAGUUUCUCAAGUCGUCCAAAAUUUUAUCUACAUAAAUACAUAAACAAGAAACUAACGGGAAUAAUCGAACAUCCGUAUGACAAGCACUUCAAGAUACAUCAUCGCAUAUGCCUCAAUAUUUUGAAACAUUUUGGAUUUGGUAGAGGAGUCAUGGAAGCCAGAAUCAAAGUAGAAGUUGAAGAUCUCAUAAAAAGAGUGAAAAUCAAAAACGGUGAAGCUUUCAAUCCUCUAUUCGAAAUUACAGCUGCCGUCUCAAAUGUAAUUUGCAGCAUAAUAUUUGGAAAGAGAUGGUCAAAAGAAGAUCCUAAAUUUCAAAAAGGACUUGAGUUGAUAAAUUCAAUACUAUUAAGUAGUAUCGAUUCAAUGUUGAUAAAUUUUUUUCCAAUCAUUCGAUUUCUACCUUCCUAUAAAAAAAGUUUAAACCAACUUCUUGACACAUUUGACAAAUGGGAUAAGUAUUUAGAAAAUGUAAUUAAUGAAGCCGUGACAAAUGAUACUGAAAAUUCACAAAAAGAUUUGUUUGACAAAGAUCAAUUUACAAACACAAUAAGAGAUCUAUUCAUUGCUGGCACCGAAACAACUGCUACAACUCUUUCGUGGUUGAUCAUUUUAAUGGCUAACAAUCCAGACGUUCAGCAGAAAGUCCAGGAAGAGUUGGACAGAGUAGUUGGUUUGAAAAGAUUUCCAUGUCUUGAAGAUAAGACAAACUUGCCAAUCACUGAAGCAACUAUCCUGGAAGUGAUGAGAUUCAAAACACUGGUGCCCUUGGCUCUCCCUCACCUGACCACUAAGGAAACAAUUAUUGAUGGAGUGUUGAUACCCAGUAAUGUUAUGGUUAUGCCUAACAUUUAUAGUGCUCACAUGAACUCGGACGAUUGGGACGAACCUGAAAAGUUUAAAAUUGAAAGAUUUCUAAAUGAAGACCAAACUCAAGUUAUCAACAGAGAUUUAAUUAUCCCAUUUUCUUUAGGUAAACGAUCAUGCCUCGGAGAGAUACUUGCCAAACAAGAACUCUUCCUUUUUACGACGGCUCUUCUGCAGAAAUUCAAAAUGCUCCCGGUCGAAGGUGAGACGGAAAUAAUCGUGGAAGAAACUGUCGGUGUGACUACAUCACCAUCUCAUUUUGAAGCUCGGCUUGUGUCUAGAAAC